UUUUGAGGCGGGGAGCGCGCUCGCUCGCAACCUCACUUCCCUCGCUCGCUCGUCCGCUCCUCGCCCGGCCCGGCCCGGCCCGGCCCGGCGCCGCUGCCCUCGCGCCCGCGGCCGCCCCGCGCGCUGGGCAUGUGAGCGCGGGUGGGCGCUGCCACCAUGGCCUCGCCGCGCGCCUCGCGGUGGCCGCCGCCGCUCUUGCUGCUGCUGCUGUUGCUGCCACUGCUGCUGCUGCCCGCCGCCCCCGGGACGCGGGGCCAGCCGCCCGCCCCGGCCCGCCGUGCGCCCCUCUCCAGCGCGGGGCCCGAGCGCGGCCCGCAGCGCGAGCCGCCGCCCUGGGAGCGACGCGGGCCCGCGACCCCCAGUCCCAGCCACACGGUUUCCCGGCCGGGCGCCGCGACACGGCGGGGACGCUCCAGCCGGGCCCCCCGAGGCGGGAGCGCGGCUGCUGUAAGGAACUAUAGGUCAGAAAGUAACAACACUGAACCCCACACAGAAAAUACCACCUUUUAUCAGAACCAAGAGGACCUUUCAACAGUGAGCUCCAGAGAGGAUACGAUGGUGCAGACCUUCAGAAUGAGUCACAUUUCUUCGGAAGCUCCAGAAAACCUCACUGUCUUAACAGAAACAGCAAGUGCUGAGGGAAGGAAUGAGUCUUCAAGGUCAACAAACUUCACCAUUUUGCCUUUUGGGCACUCGUCUGAAAUCACCACAACUCUAACUUCCCACGGCAGCACCUUACCAUUGAAAAGGCUUAACCUACCACCAGCAGUUCAGGGUCAGAAGGAAGAAUUGCUCCUUCUCAAAUGGAGAGUGGAACAUCCCCAGGCUCCUUGGAGAAGGGGAAGGAACUCCCAGAAGAGGAGAAUGUGCACACCCAAGUGACUGGUACUUCAGUUUCCAUCCAAUCCUCCCUUCCUGCUUUGGAGCACAAAGAAGCGACUACAUUCUCCAGGAGGAGAAAUUUGGCAUCAGAGCUCUCCUUGCUGCAUUUCUCCAGGACACCGGCUUACUUUCCUCCGUCAGAACAUUCCUCAUCUUCUGGAAGUAUAAAUGGGCUUAAGAACUCCACUGCUCUCCAAAGCCCAUCAAUCAGCCAGACAAAGAGUAUGCAAGUUGCCACCACAUUUACUGAUGGUGUCUCAAGGAUGAUCCGGUCCUUGACUGUCAGUGAACCACCUAUAAAUGAGACAGAGGGUUUCCCUGAGGACUCCAAAAUUGCUACAACUUCAGCCUCAGUCCAUUCGUCACCCUCUGUGGGAGAAUCGAGAACAAACAGUAGAGUAACCGAGAAUCCAGGACAUGGAGAAUUCAUUGAGCCAUCCACAGAAAAUGAAUUUGGAUUUACAUCUUUACAUUGGCAAAAUGAUUCCCCAACCUUCAGAGAACAUCAGCUUGCCAACAACUCAGAAGCAGGAAAUGGAAGAUCCAGGACGCAGACUGAGACUUUGUUUAGAUCAGUCCCCGUCAUCAGAGGUGGAGAGAGCACAGCACACUGGUUCUUCCCUAAGAGCAAGACAUCUGCAGAUGUGACAGAAAACUCUGCUUCAAAUCCUGAACUUUUGAACACUUUAGUCUUGACCCAGUCCUCAGACUCUGCUCAACAGUCCAGAGGAAAUAACCCAAUGUUGGGUGAGAGAAGCUAUUCAGAGUCUUCCUCUAUGUCUUUCUCAGAAAGCCUGGAUUCCUCAGCACCACGAGGAGAACGUUCAAGUAAGUUUUCACUUCACACAAAUGUACCACAGGUUGGGGAG
Molecule: messenger RNA, 1751 nt
Organism: Castor canadensis (American beaver)
Lineage: Eukaryota; Metazoa; Chordata; Mammalia; Rodentia; Castoridae
Source: RefSeq, a predicted model, not a curated record